AGUUUGUUUUCCGAGAUCGGCGAAACGCCGAGUAGCGACACGGGCAGCAGGGAAAAACGCCGCCGCAAGCUCAUGUGUUUGGAUUGAAAAUAGCGAAAUCUGUAUCAACUACCUCAUCAAUAUGUUGGGGGAUUUAAACAAAAUGAAAGUAGUCGAGCUGAAGGCGGAACUGGCAGACCGUGGCUUGGAUACCAAAGGAGUUAAAGCUGUGCUAGUUGAACGACUGAAAGCGGCGCUGGAAGCAGAGGGAGAAGGUGCAACUGUGGGCGGUUCUGUAUCAGGAGGUGAAGAUCAAAAGUCAUCCCAAGAAAGCAACGACGAAACUGAGGAACCCCUUUCCAGCCCUUCAAGGAGAGCCAGAAGAAUGGUGUCAACAAAGGAUGUUGACCAUGGGGACGGUUCUCAAGUUGACCAAGAAUCUAACCCUGUCACAUCAGAGGAACAUCCACCCUCACCCACCCCAAUUGAUCAAGAAGAAAAUUCUUCCGUUGAACAGGAGGUUGCCUCUGUUGAGCAUGAAGAUGCUGCUCCCAUUGAAGGGGUGAAAGCUCCGGCUGAACAAGCAGAGGAGGCACAUCAAGAAGUUGACAAUUUGGUCUCUGCAGUUGACCAAGAACAUUCAAGCCAUUCGACAGAGGAAGAAACAUCUGCCAAUGAACAGCAAGAAGAUCCACUGGCAGUUGGUGAUUCUGAAAACCAACAGCUGCUGAACAGUGAUGCAGUUUCAGCACAGAGUGAUUUGGAAUCAUCUGAAAGCAAAGAUUCUACUGAGCAGCAAGAGGAUGCUUUAUUGCAGGGUGCAGAGGGUAUUAAGUCUGUAGAAGCAAUGGACCAAAAUGAAUCUGAACUUCUAGGUGAGGAGGAUUCCAAAUCUUCCUCUGCAGAGGCUGUUGGCGAUUCACAAUCUUCUUUGCCAGAUUCUGUGGAAGAUCAACCAACUCCGCCAGUUACUGACGAGGAUUCUCAGUGUAAAGAUUCUGAAACCACACAUGAUUCUAUGGAUAUCAAGGUUGAACCUCCAGACUUCUCCCAAGUCAAAGCUGAAGAUGGUGCUGACGAACCUGCUGUUGAGCAAGUUGAAGUAUCCAAACGAGUUCGCAAGUCCCGAUUUACUGAUAAUAACAAUGCUGAGCAGGGUAGUGUGGAGGUAAAAGAGGAAGCUGCAGUGAAAGAAGAGCCCAUGGAUACAGAAGGUGAAAGUGACAACCGAGCGAAAAGUGAGUCUUCUAAUGACCGUAAGCGCCGCCGGUCUUCCAGCAGAAGCCCACGAAGAUCAAGAUCACCCCCUGUUAGAAGACAAGAUGAUGAGCCGGAAUUUGAUGAAUCAGCCCUGUUGCUUAGCUGGUAUGAUUCUGAUCUUAACUUGGUCAUAGACAAAGAUAACUUUUUGACAGCUACCCCAAUGCAUCAACAAGGCUUUGGCUAUGUGUGGGCUGGUGCAAGAGCGUCAUUUGGGUUUUCUAAGGGCAAAGUAUGUUUUGAAACAAAGUGUUUAGAAGAAUGUGAUGUGUCACACCUUGAAAAUGAGGUGAAUCCUCAUGUCAUAAGAGUUGGAUGGUCAGUCCAGGGAACCUCUAUGCAACUUGGUGAAGAAAAGCUGUCCUAUGGUUAUGGAGGCACUGGCAAAGGUAGUGUGAACUGUCAGUUCAAAGAUUAUGGUAAAAGUUUUGGAGUUGGUGACACAGUUACUGCAUACCUUGACAUGGACAGUGAACCCAAGAUUUUAACCUAUGCUGUGAAUGGAGAACCUCAGGGAGUUGCAUAUGAAAUCAGUUCUGAAAGCUUGGGGGACAAAGCUUUGUUUCCUCAUAUUUUAUCCAAAAAUUCAAAGUUUUCUGUCAAUUUUUCUGGAGAACCAGCAUUUCCCCUCCUAGAAGGUUAUACACUCUGUGGAGAGGUUGCACUUGAAGAUCGUGUAGCAGGACCGCAGCGUCCUGAAAAGAAAGAGGACUGUGAAAUGAUUAUGAUGUGUGGUUUACCUGGGUGCGGUAAAACAUUUUGGUCUACAAAGCAUUCGGCUGAGAACCCAGAAAAGUUGUAUAACAUUCUUGGAACUAACAACCUAAUUGAUAAAAUGAAGGUUAUGGGGCUUCCCCGAAAAAAUAACUAUCAUGGUCGCUGGGAAGUUCUUAUUGAAAAGUGUACUAAGUGCCUUCAAAAGCUGUUGGAGGUUGCUGGGCGACGUCGUCGGAACUACAUUCUAGAUCAGACCAAUGUGUACCCAACCGCAGUCAGGCGCAAAAUGAGAUCUUUCGAUGGCUUCAAAAGAAGAGCAGUGGUAAUAGUUCCAGCUGAUGAUGAGUUCCAAAGGAGGGUAGCCAAACGAGAGGCAGAAGAGGGAAAAGAUGUGCCGGACUCGGCAGUGCUGGAGAUGAAAGCCAAUUUUAAAGUACCCGAAGUUGGAGACAUAUUCUCUGAAGUAAGUUAUGUGGAGCUGCCAGAGGAUGAAGCUCGAGCAGUGGUAGAGAAGUAUCGUGAGGAUGCCAAAGGAAAAGGCUAUGUGGCUCAAACCCAGCAAGCCAAACGUUUCAAGUCUGAGAGGUCUGGUAAUUCUGGAGAUCGACGAUUCGAUGACAGACAUGGUAGCAGGGAUAACAGAGACCACCGUGACCGCAAUCGAGACCAUAGAGACAAUCGGGAUAACAGGGACCACAGAGAUCGAGGAAGUAGCUACCGGCCUAGAGGAGGUCCUGGAGGUGACAGGAACAGGAGUGGCUGGCAGCCUAGAGGUGGACAAGGUGGUGGAUGGAGAGAUAGGAAUGAUGGUUAUCGUGGUGGUCGUUCUGACAACAGAGGGUCAUGGAGGAGCGGAGGUGGUAGAAGUGGUAUGGGUGGAGGCUAUGAUCGUCGCAGUGGUGGCUACAAUCAGAACAGAGGUGGUUAUGGUGGUGGAAGAGGGAACUCAAAGGGCUGGGGCUACAACCAGGGGUCUGGUGGUUCUUCCUGGGGAAGCUGGAAUCAGCAACCACAACAAGACUACUCUCAGUGGCAAGGCCAGAGCCAAGGUCAAAGUCAGGCUUCAGGAUACGGCUCUAGCUGGAAAGGCUAUGGGCAACAACAGCAAAGUCAGCAACAUCAGGGCUAUGGCCAAAGUUCAACAGGGUACACCACCCAGGGAUACUCUAGCUAUGGCAAUGGUAGUAAUUCUUACAAUUGGAACCAACAGUAUUAUCAGGGUUACGGAGGGUGGGGCCAGCAGCAAGCGGGAGCAACUGCAGCUAGUGCUGUAACGGGUACUGGAGCUUCUGCCAGCCCAGCUGUGGCCUCCACAACAAGUGCCACUUAUGAUCCGUAUCAGCAGUGGAAUAAUCAGUUCUCAUCUUAUGGCUACUCGACCAGUUCAGGGUCUGCUGCCACUGGUGCAACAGGUACCACAUCACAUGGUGGGAAAUGAUUAAUUCUGGAUUAAUUCUAAAACCCCUCUGUACCUGCUGAAUGUACUGAAGUGUACAAGAACAAAACUUGCAAUGUUUUGAGGUGGACACACUUGUACAUGGCCCCUACUCUCAUUUUUGUUUUUAGUACCUCAGUACCUCUUAUCUAAGUAGACAAGCUUUCAUCCCAAAAUUCUGUGGGAGGAGUCACUCAUGAAUUAAUGAAAGCUCUGAAAAUUGAUGGUUGUUAAUUUUUGGCAGUAUCUGCCAAUGUAUUACGAUUACUAAUGUAAGUAUGACUAAAACUUUGUGUAUACCUUUGGUGAACACACCAUCUUACACUUCAUUUGCGAGAAUGUAUGUGGUUCAGUGAAGUUUUUAUGAAUCAAAUUAAAGAUUAGAAUGUUUUUACUGUUUAUUGUCUAUGUGUUGCUUUGUUUUCCAAUACUGUACAAACUUGUGACAAAAUAUAAUUGUACUGUACAUAACUAA
Frankliniella occidentalis (western flower thrips) is the source of this 3866-nucleotide messenger RNA. RefSeq names its product heterogeneous nuclear ribonucleoprotein U-like protein 1. The coding region runs from base 122 to 3394 and encodes 1090 amino acids. Gene Ontology annotation, molecular function: protein binding. The transcript has 13 exons. The record is from RefSeq and is a predicted model, not a curated record. NCBI's taxonomy places the organism in Eukaryota, Metazoa, Arthropoda, Insecta, Thysanoptera, Thripidae.